This is a messenger RNA of Oncorhynchus nerka (sockeye salmon), 6223 nucleotides long. RefSeq names its product protein phosphatase 1 regulatory subunit 3E-like. The coding region runs from base 110 to 1033 and encodes 307 amino acids. Gene Ontology annotation, biological process: regulation of glycogen biosynthetic process. The transcript is spliced from 2 exons. Gene Ontology annotation, molecular function: glycogen binding; protein phosphatase 1 binding. Gene Ontology annotation, cellular component: protein phosphatase type 1 complex. The record is from RefSeq and is a predicted model, not a curated record. Lineage: Eukaryota; Metazoa; Chordata; Actinopteri; Salmoniformes; Salmonidae.
UACUACGGCGCCUAUCCUUGUGUUUAUCUCUGACACCUGACGGCGUGUUCCUUUCUCGGUUCCCCUGAUCACGACCACUGCGACUGCAGACCAGCGACUCUCCCGCUUUAUGGAAACCCAGGCUGUGCGCUCUGUCGUGGUCAUGCUACCUCCCAAGAACUGCCUCCCGAGGAACUACAGCUGCAUAGCUGGGUUGUUCGGGAGCUUGACAGCAGACCCGAGAUUAGAAGACGAAGAGGGGAUGGAGCUGAACGGAGAAAGCGAGCCCAUCGAGAUGCACCAUGUGGUGGAUGAGAGACCAAGAGGACGUGAAUCCUUCCUCAAACCCCCGCAGAGUCCGAACCUGCGCCGCAGGUGCAAGUCUCUGCCGACCCCCAUAGAGAGAGCGAAGCUUGAGAUCUCCCGCAGCCGGAGUCCCUGCAGCCAGAAAAAGGUCCGUUUCGCCGACUCUCUGGGUCUGGAGCUCACCUCUGUGAAGCACUUUAAUGACACAGACAUGCCCGAUGUGCCGGAGCGCAUAAUGGCGAGAUUCGACAGGGGUCCCCUCCACCUGAACCCCUUUGACAAGUUCCCCAGGGCACCGACCACCCAGUCAAGUUUUAUGGAGCUGCAAUUCAAGAACCCCGGGACCCUACCAGGCUUUACUGAGAAAGUGAAAGAAGUGAAAGUGUUGUUGGAGUGUGCUGAAGCCGACGAGUUCAGUCUGUCGGGCGUCGUGCGGGUUUUGAACAUGGCGUUCGAGAAAAGUGUAUAUUUGAGGUUCUCAAUCAACAACUGGAUAACCUUCAUGGACAGUCUGACAUCUUAUGUCCCCGAAUCAAGCGACGGUGUGACAGACCAAUUCUCCUUUAAGAUAAUCACACCAACGACGUUUCUGGAGAGCGGAGGCACAUUCCAGUUUGCCAUUAGAUACUGCGUUGGUGGAGAUGAGUAUUGGGACAAUAAUAACGGGUUCAACUACAAAGUGCGACGCCACAGGUUUAAGAUUUCCCCACCCCGUGAGUGGGAGGAUGGCUGGAUUCACUUCAUCUAACCUGCAUGCGCCCUUGGCGUUCUCACCGGCGCACUGUGUGUGUAAAGCACGCAAUCUCUCCACGGGCACCGCUUUACCAUAAUGAAGAAUAGGGCUACCAUAGGCUAUAGCCUCUACACAUUGUGUUAAUGAUCCAACCGCCGUGUCCAGCUGUACACUCAGUCAUUUUUCACAUUGUUUGGGUUAUGAUUUUUUUCACCACCGUCACAUUGGUUUUGUUUCAUGUCAUUAUGUUUGACAGAUUUGACAGGAUUGGAAGACAAGCCCUUCAUUAGGUGUCCGCCGUGGGAGCAUGGGACUGUGCUCACGUGCAUCCCCCUGUGUACCUGUCAUGCCGGAUUUCAAUCCCAUUCUCUCAUCUGAAAACUCCAGCGGAUGGAGCAGGCCGAAGCUCAGUCACAACAAUAUUCGCACUGGAUCAACAAAGGAAAUAUCAAAUUGUAAUUUGUUUGACCAAUUCCUCAUAUUUUCAUUUUAUUGGAUAUGCCUUAUAAUACCCCUUAUAACUAAAGGGGAACGCUGCUGUGCUUUUAUCUUGAUCAAUAUUGGGUGUAUUCAGUUUUAUAACUAUUUGAACAUUAAUAUUUCAAUGUUGGGGUAAUGAUUAAACCCUCUCUAUAGCACUGCUCAACGAGAUGAUGUUAGAAAAAGGAAAUCAUCCCACGAGCUUUGUUCGCUGGUUAUAAAUGCACCAUCAUUUUUUCUCCAGAGGAUGGUAACCAAUAGCAGGAGAGUAGACUGUGGGUCAGAGUGGAGCCCUACAGUCUAGCAGUAGGUUAGCCUAUUAGGAUGCUCUGGUAUAACCCCCAAACAUGUUACAUAAUAAUAUGUGGAUAUUUACCACUCUAAAAUGCCAAAUAAUGCAUAUGCUACAUGCAUUAUUUUAAACUAGAGGACAUGUAUAUUUGACAAAAAAAACUGUUGUACAGAAUUUUUUGUACGGGAUCUUAUGCUAGAUUUUUCUCUGCAGUGCAGUCUGCAUGUAUCUGACAGGUGAUAUUUUACAACAUUCCUGUUGUGACACUCUUGAUCUCAACCAGUCACAAUAAUUCACCAGGUGUCUUGUAAACAAUAGUUGAGGAUAGCUCUAACCCUAAGGUCCACUGCAGAGUCAGUCACCACUGCCUCAUCCAUACAGUAUCUUUACCUUCUUCAAGGUUGAGCUUUAAUGAUAAAAUCCACACGCAUAUCACUCCAUUUUAUAACUGUUAUUACACAAUGAUAAAUUACAGAGACAGAUACUGUUGGACUUUUGUUUCUGUUCCUUGUUGGACCUGAAAUGCAACUGUUGUUGUGGAAAAUGAUACAUUUACCUCAGAUCGUUUCUAGAGUGCGGACCUGACGAUCUUCCAAAAAUUCCAGGUUUCUCUCCUUUUAUUCAGGUUGAACAAAACAUUAUUUUUUUAUUAAGUACAGUAGAACCAAAAUAGUCAAACUCAUGCCAUUUUUAAAACACUUCCAGUCCAGUAAAACAGUAGCAUUUCAUUGUCAGUAUUUUGUAAAUAACUUCCACUGUGCAAUGUUGUAUUUUACAGUAGAACUAUGGUGAUGACAGCAUCUGAACUACUUUUACUGAUUUCAAAGUGGUAAUGCCAGACUUGGCUGAUGAUAUAGAAAAGAGCCGUGUUUGGUAGGAGUACAUAUCAUACAGUUGAUGCUAUUGCACUGGUGCUUCAUGCUGAACUCAUUUGUUGGCACAUUGGCAUCACAUAAUGCAUGUGUCAAACUCAUUCCACUGAGGGCAGAGUGUCGGGUAGUUUUCGCUCCACCCUUGUGCUUGAUUGAUGAAUUAAGGUAAACAAUUAGUAAGGAACUCCACUCACCUGGUUGUCUUUGACACCCCUGACAUGAGGUGAGGGAGCUCAUUAUGGAUGGAUGUCAAACUAAACUUAGGUUAUGUAGCGCAACAGCCACAUUACACAAACGGUUUGUUUACAUGUGUACUGGAUGUACAGCAUGUUUAAAUUAGAGUUUCUAUUUAUUUGGGUUAUUAUAAUUUGUGGGAGUUUUCUAUGCCAUGAAUGCUUGGAAUGUAUCAAUAUUUUGUUUUGAAUAGGACGCCUCUGAGAGAUCAGCAGCUCGGAGAUGUAUCUGUUUAGAAAAUGGAAUGCAUCUCUGAGACUAACAGAUGUAGUUAUUUAAUGUAGUUUGUUACUGUCUGGCUAUGGUGGUCAGUAAGAAAAGCCUGUGUUUACAUGAACCAGGACUUGGCAGGAGCUUGGUCAGAUAAUUCAACCCUUGACAUUGAAAAUAGACUACUCAUGUGACCACUGUCCAAAUGACUCAAACAAUUUAGAAGAGUUGUUUGGCUUAUAGCAGAGCUGUUUGGUUUCCAGAGUCCAGCAGUUGGCUCUUUCUAAUAUCUCUAUGGGAAAUCUGUAGAGCCUGAUUGGACCAAAAUAACCUCAAUCACGGUCUCACGUCCACCAUGACAUUAACCAACCUCUAGGGCUGCACGAUAUGGGCAAACAAAUGUAAUAGCCAUUUUUAUUUUUUUAACAAAUAUGGUUAUUGACGUGUGAUAAAUAUCCAAAUAUUUGGGUGAACUGUUGGAAUUAUAGAAAUAUAUUGAAUUAAAUUAAGAAGCUAAGUGGAAAGCAGCAUCGUUCUUGUUUGGAACAAUUUGUUGACUGCGUUGACCUGACGGAACAACAUGCACAUUUAUAGUCCAUCAUCUAACAGCGAGGGGGAGGAACUGCGCUGCUUGAGUGACAGGGGGCGAGGCUUAGUGUGUGUGGGAAGCAGCCGCAAGAUUGAAAGAAAACGGAGUUAAAACCGAAAGUUACUCACGGCUGAGAUGCAUUUCAAAAUAUUGCAUAUGAUAUGGAUCUCUUGCGAUAUGGAUAUGAUUUUGAUGUGAAUUCGAUUAAUUGUGCAGCCCUCUCUUGAGGUGAGACAUGACCAUUGGUUGACAGCUGGUUGGCCUCACUGUGUUCAGAAACAUGCUGGUCUGUGCAGUCAGUGAGUUCCACACACGGCAGCUGUAUCUCCACAAAGACUACUGUGGUUAACAAGAUGUCACACCUUGUCAGAGAUGGUUUUAUCUUCUUAAGUCUGAUGAAAUAUAAUGGUUAUUUUUCCUCAUGUACCUUUUGCUUAUGAUUUCUGUUAACUGUAAAUAUUCUCUCAAUAAGUGAACAUGUAGUACAGUAUGAUUUCAAUCAUGAAUUGUUUCAAUCAAAACAUUUCACUUUGUGAAUAUGUCAUGGAGGUAAAGAUGUUUUAUAGGGGAAGGAUGAAAGGCUUCCAGAAACAGACUGUAUAGGGUUUGUCAACACAACAUGAGCUAUAUGAAUCACUCCAAUAUAUUGGUAUCACUCUGCGCCGGAGGGAUACAUCCGAGGUGAGGAUUUACAGAUUUACUCCCAUGUACACCUGUGUCAUGGCUGGGGUCCGCCCCUAUAUAUAGACUCCAUGGCGGUGUCACACAUUCUCUACAUCAUUUUUGAGGCCCCUCUAGCACCGCAGAGGAUUGGAGUGAUCCAUAUAGCUCACAUAACCGUGCUUACAUACGUAACCUUCGUUAUGUUUCACUAUAUUGGAUCACUCCAAUAUAUUGCUAUACACGUACCAGAUUAUUCUGUGCUAGAGGCCAUGUCAAACUAAACAUGACAUUUCAUUGACUGGCCAGCCAGCGGCAAAGUCCCAGCACAGGACCGGGGACCUCAGUCCACCCUGAUGGUUGAUGUAAGCCACCAAUGCGGUGUUGUCUGUUCUCACCUGGACAUGUCUUCCUUUCAGAUGUGGAAGGAAAGACCGCAGGGCCAUGGAGUCGUAGUGUAAAGCUAACAAAACACAAGCAUGACAAACCACGGGCAGAAUAUACAGAUCAACCGUGCGCAGCAAGGGGAGCACUCAAGAGGAGGGGCUGCUCCAGGCUGCAAAACAGCCAGUGAGUAUACUUCCACGCAAGAUAUUACACUUACCAGUGACUUACCAAGCGAACUUCAGAAAGUUUGUACCUCAAACCAUACGGACGUCCCCCAAGAAAAUGAAAGAGAACUUGUCACGGCCAUGGGGUCUAUAUAUAGGGGCGGACCCCAGCCGUGACACAGGUGAUCACAGGAGUAAAUCUGUAAAUCCUCACCUCGGAUGUAUUCAUCCGCCGCGGAGUGAUACCAAUAAAUUAGAGUGAUCCAGUAUAGGGAAAUAUAAUCACAUUUUAUGAGCACUCGCUGAUGUUUAUCUGUUUUUAUGUGUCGCAUAUUGAAUGUCUUUCUGCUAUCAUAUUAUGUCGUAUAAUAGCAUUUCAAAAACAGGAUUGCAAGCGGUGGAUGGAUACCCAACUCAGAACUAGAAAGUAAUCUAAAAACAAUCUGAACAAAAUAGAAUUUCAGGAAAUUUCCUUUAAAACUGUGGUACGUCACUGAACCUUAAGCCAAAAUUUGGGCGGGGUACCAGGAAUGAUAGGGUUAUUGUAUAAGGUGUAACUAAAGAUGGUUCCAUUGCCUUAUGUUUAGAGUUCAUACUGAAAUGAACACAUAAGAGGUCUAAGCUGUGAAGGGAUGUUAUGGUAGGUCGAUCAACAUGUGAUAAUAGGUCGAGCAGUCAAAUCAUACUGGACAGUAUGUACUGGGACUAAGCUGAGGGGAUCUUUAGGCUAAAGAGUUGCAUUCAUGCCACUGAAGACAACAUACACUUUGGAGUAUCUGAAACAUCUGAAAGGAGAGACUAAUGAUUGUAAUAUUGAGCUACUCAAAGUGCAUAGUGCACUUUGAGUAGAAAAGUAGGAAAGCUAGGAAAAGAGGCAUGGUUUGGUUUGGUAUGCCUCUUCCGACUUUACAUGUAUUCCUGUGAAUUGCUACUAACCAAGAUGUUCUCCAUCCCCAGUCAUGUUUGAUACACAGCUUUCUCGCUCACUGUGAAAUGUUAAACAUCUGAAAUAGGUUAAAUCAAGUUCGUUUUACUGAUAUGUGGAGUGGAGGAAGUGAAUUUCCCUUGGUUUGACCUAUACGGUUAUCAGUAUUCGUCUUUUGAACCUAUGCAAACCUUAGUACUGCAAUCCAUCAUCUGUCUGUGUUGAUGUGUCUUGGUGUCUGGCGUGUUGUUUGGAGCUAAUGUUUAUCACUGUAUUCUGGCUGUUUGCAUGCACGGCGGAAGUACCCCUGUUAUUUUUAUGGUGAGUUUGUAAUCUAGCCUAUAUUUUAUUAAAACAACGACAAUAAAGGCCUUUGUGAUGGGAAAUUUAAA